Molecule: messenger RNA, 1032 nt
Organism: Entamoeba invadens IP1
Lineage: Eukaryota; Evosea; Mastigamoebida; Endamoebidae
Exons: 1
Coding region: 1-1032 (343 amino acids)
Source: RefSeq, a predicted model, not a curated record
AUGGGCCCAGAGUAUUCAUUGCCUUCUUCUCGCAGCGGUUCUAUCUCAAGAGGAGAUCCCUCUCCAGACUAUUACAAUCCAUUUCCUUUUGUUGAUGUACGCAGCUCUGAUUUCCAAAUCAGUUCUAUAAAGUCAAGUGGAACACCUGAGAAAAAGAUCGACUUACAAAAACCGACCAAAAAACGGAAAAUGGGCUUUAAAUUGAACCUUAAGAUAGUAAACACUAAUGCCAACGAGUCAGAACCAGACCUUAGACAAAACACUGAAAGGUCUGCUCUUCAAAAUACACCACACAUUAAAUUCUCUGUAGCUGAUGGCCCCCUCUCUCCAACACACCAGUCUUCAGAAAAGAAGACUCCAAGAGAGAGCAGAAAGAAACAUUGGAGUUUUGGUGUUUCGUUCAAGCACAAAAAGGACAAAGAUAGUGACAACGAAGACAUUGAAAGUGACAAUCAAAACUUGAUAUCCCCACGUGGCAAUUCACAAGGGAUCAGUCCGCGUGGGAAAAAGAAUAAAAUAGUUCAGAACUUAGACAAAGCGUAUUAUUUCGUUAUUGAGACUGGACUCAAAGAGUACAAAAUCCUUUAUGACUCUAAUGUGAUGGAUUUGGAUCCACGAACAGUCAGUACGUGUUGCGAUGGUAAAUGUUCUGUUGUCUUUGCCCUAUUUUGGAAAGGUGGACUCUUUGGGGUAUUCAACAGAGAGCUUCUCCAUUCGGAGAAAACAAAGAAGGUGGUGAAUGAGAGUGAAGAAGUCUUUUUAUUCUCCUUCAAACGUGACAAAAUCGAACCUUCAAUAAUGAGAAGGACAAAGCCUGAGAACAAAAGUAUCACCUUAUAUGGUAAAGAAGAAAAGUCGUUCAUCGUGAUGAUGUUCUCUGCAUUUUGGUUGUCCCAAGACGGAAAGGCAUCAUUCCAUUCUAUGAUUCGAGAAUACUAUAACUUCCCAGAUAAACUGUUUAAUCCAUUUGGAGAAAGAAGUUUGAACGAGAAAAUAGAAGUCGAAAGACUUUGUAUUGUUGAGUUGUGUUAA